AGAUCAUUCAAUGUAAGCUUUGCGGAUGGAUAAAUUUGUUGUACAGAAAUUGUCCCAAGUUCCUCAUCCAAAGACAAAGUCACACCUUUCUGUGAAUAUAGAUGCAAAACAGCGAGCAAGUAAAUAUCCGUCAGGAACUUUUCACCUGGAUGAUGGUCUGUUGUUCUGUUCAAAGUGUAAUGUCGUAAUUGAUCAUGUAAGGAAAUCCACCGUCGAUGACCACCUAAAAUCAAAGAGUCAUGCCAAAGCAAACUCUUUUGGAAAGCAGCAGUCUGUCAAAACAGCACUGAAAUUCUCUAACAAUGCAAAGGCAGAGAAAAUCAAGGUUUGUCAAGAAUGGAUAUAUGAAUGCACUGCGGCGAAUAUUCCGCUAUUAAAAUCUGAUAACGCAUAUCUAAGAGAGUUUUUGACCACAAGGGUAAAAAAUAGCGGUGCUAUUCCUGGAUCCUCUCAACUGCGAGAUGAGUAUCUUCUUGAUGUAUAUGUUGUAGAGAAAGAGGAAUUGAAGCAAAAAUUUAACGGUAAAAAAGUCGCUAUAUUGACUGAUGAGCUGAGCGAUGAUGAGGGACGCUAUGUAAUGGAUGUCCUGGCUGUUAUUCUUGAUUUUGAUGAACUAUCUCCUCAUGGCAAUGCUUGCGCUUAUUUACUGGAUACACAUUUGACCAGCACCAACAAUGUGACAGUGCCCCAGACAGUGCUCAAAGUCGUAAAUGAGUAUGAUAUUUCGUUUGAUAAUGUGCUCAUUUUUAAUUCUGAUAACGUGGCAUACAUGAAGAAAGCAUUUUCGUCCACACUUUCGGUUAUUUUUCCAAAUUGUGUGCACAUUACUUGCCAUAGUCACAUUGUUAAUCUCGUUGUUUCAGACUUCAAGAAAAAUUUUUCUGAAAUAACUGAGUUUGUUAAAUGUUUCAGAAAUUUGAGCUUCAUAUCAGCAGAGCUUGAGGUCUCGGAUCAACCAUCCAAUUCUUUGAUAAGACUGGGAGAAAUAUACGAAGAUGAGACAUACUUAUUGAAACUGAAAGCUCAGUUUGACUUCAUUAAGAUGAAAGCACCAUCUUUGCUUAUAUAUCUUGAUUACUUUCAAAUGAAGAUUCCUCACAUUACUCAGUCCUAUGUAAAAAUGAAUCAGCUACUGGACUACUUGAGGCAAAAUAUUACAGUGGAUUCUAAUGAUCUUUCAAAAUCGUUUUAUGAUUUGGAGAUAGAUCACAUGGAUGAUUUGAAGAAACAGUUUGUAAGUGCAUUCAAGCAAGCAGAAGCAAAACUCGAGAAGUAUAUUGUUAAUGGAGGACAACCAGCAUCAGAAUUUUUGAAGGAAAUCAAAGUACUUGAACCACGGAACAUAGUCUCUUCAUCAAAGCUACACAGUUCAUACACCAAUAUUCCUGGAUUCAAAGAAAGUGUCUCCGAUGAAGAAUGGCAUAAGUAUGUUGAUAUAUUCGGACCUGCUGCUGUGUCAGAAAGUCCACAAGAGGAAAUACUGGUGUUUGCAAAAUAUGCAAAGACAAUGAUGGUGAAGAUUGGCUUGGAUGCAACAAAUGCUUUCAGUUUUUUCAUUACAGGUGUUUAA
Xenia sp. Carnegie-2017 is the source of this 1570-nucleotide messenger RNA. RefSeq lists its product as uncharacterized. The record is from RefSeq and is a predicted model, not a curated record. Gene Ontology annotation, biological process: regulation of transcription by RNA polymerase II. Gene Ontology annotation, cellular component: nucleus. NCBI's taxonomy places the organism in Eukaryota, Metazoa, Cnidaria, Anthozoa, Malacalcyonacea, Xeniidae. Gene Ontology annotation, molecular function: double-stranded DNA binding.